This is a messenger RNA of Fusarium graminearum PH-1, 1545 nucleotides long. RefSeq lists its product as uncharacterized. The record is from RefSeq and is a predicted model, not a curated record. Gene Ontology annotation, biological process: transmembrane transport. NCBI's taxonomy places the organism in Eukaryota, Fungi, Ascomycota, Sordariomycetes, Hypocreales, Nectriaceae. Gene Ontology annotation, molecular function: transmembrane transporter activity. Bases 1 to 1545 code for a protein of 514 amino acids. The transcript is spliced from 3 exons.
AUGGAGGACGCUUCGAGUUCCGAGACACAAAGUCUCUUAAUCGCAAACUCAUCACCAUCCGACAAGUCGUCAAGGACGAGCAUGUCUACCACUCCAGACAAGGAAUCCGAAGCCAGAAAGGCAUAUGGCGCAAUUGACCACAAUGGCGAUGCGAGGAGAAGCAGUCUUGUCGACGCAGCAGAAGAUGAAGCAAUCAUCCCCAAAGGCGCACUCGAUCCCGUCUACGAGGCCAAGGCACGCAUUCUCAACCGUGCUGUGAGUGAGAUAGGAAUGGGAAGAUAUCAAUGGGAAUUGUUUAUUGUGAUAGGUUUUGGUUGGGCGAGCGAUAAUCUCUGGCCGAUCGUUACCUCUCUCAUCUUGACGCCCGUGGCGAAUGAGUUUGGCGUAAGCAAUCCGCCUUUUCUCCCCCUUGCGCAGAACAUUGGUCUGUUGGCUGGUGCCAUGUUUUGGGGCUUCGGCUGUGAUGUCUUUGGCCGCAAAUGGGCUUUCAACAUCACUCUAGGUUUAACGGCUGUUUGGGGCUUGAUAUCAGCCAGCGCCCCCAACUUCGCUGCCAUCGCCAUCUUUGACGCCCUCUGGUCUUUUGGUGUUGGAGGCAAUUUGCCUGUAGACUCGGCCAUUUUCCUCGAAUUUCUACCUGCUUCGCAUCAAUAUCUUCUCACCAUUCUCUCAAUCGACUGGGCUAUCGCUCAGGUAAUUGGCACCUUGAUCGCGUGGCCGCUUUUAGGAAACUAUACGUGCCAGCAAGACACCUAUCUCAUGAGCAAGGGAAGAGACGAAGAGGCAGUCAAAGUUAUGCACACAGUUGCAAAGAAGAACGGGAAGACGUCUACACUCACUAUUGAGGAUCUCAAAGCUUGUGAACCAGAGGGAUACGUCGCUCAGACAGAUGCAAGCGCGGCCUUGAAACGGUAUCUCGAAAAAGUCGACAUAUCUCACAUUAAAGCUCUUUUCGUAACAAGGAAGCUCGGUCUCAGCACUGGGCUCAUUAUGUCCGUAUGGGCUCUUAUUGGUCUUGGAUAUCCUCUCUACAACGCCUUCAUCCCGUACAUCCAAGCAACCAAAGGAGCCGACUUUGGUGAUGGAAGCACAUAUAUAACCUACCGAAACAGUCUAAUCAUUGCUGUUCUCGGUGUACCAGGUGCUUUGCUAGGAGGAUGGCUUGUUGAACUACCUAAACUGGGACGAAAGGGAACACUGUCAGCUAGCACUGUUCUCACUGGUGUCUUCCUCUACUGUUCAACAACUGCCACGACUAGCGGUGCUCUACUGGGCUGGCAGUGCGCUUUCAACUUUUUCAGUAACAUCAUGUACGCUGUUCUCUACUCUUUUACACCAGAGCUGUUUCCCACGCCUCAUCGUGGAACAGGCAAUGCCUUGUGUGCGUCUUGCAAUCGAAUCUUUGGCAUCAUGGCUCCUAUUAUUGCGAUCUUUGCAAACCUGGAGACAUCUGCUCCUGUAUAUACGAGCGGCGCUCUGUUCAUAGCCGCUGGACUACUCGUGCUACUUAUGCCAUUCGAGUCCAGAGGCAAAGCCGCCCUUUGA